UGGACGCGUCCGUCGCCUUCAGAUUCAAACCAGUGGCGGGUUCUGAACGUGAAGAGCUGGCGUCCGCUCGCGCUUAGAGUCUUUCUCUGUUGCCCUCACCCAUGGACCCGAUCCGGAGCUUCUGCGGGAAGCUGCGGUCUCUGGCCAGCACGCUGGACUGCGAGACGGCCCGGCUGCAGCGAGCGCUGGACGGAGACGACAGCGACUUUGAAGAUUAUCCAAUGAGAAUUUUAAAUGGCCUUCAUUCAGAAGUCCAGACUCUAAAGGAUGAUGUCAGUAUUCUUCUUGAUAAAACUAGAUUGGAAAAUGAAGAAAACAUUAGUUUCAUAAAGACAACAAAAGUAAUGAUGAAAAAAAAUUCAGUGGAUAUCAUGCAAAUAAAAGAGUUUUUCCAGAAGUAUGGCUAUAAUCCACGUGUCAAGAAAAAUUCAGUGUGUGAACAAGAUGGUGUUGACUCUGCCACAGAGUUGCCUCAGUGUGACAGUUUUCAAAAGCCUGAUGGUGAUUUGUCUGAUCCUCCUGUUCCAAGCAGUUCUGUUUCUGAGAAACCUCCACGUAGUCCACAACUUUCAGAUUUUGGACUUGAGCGGUACAUGAUAUCCCAAGCUCUGCCAAACCCUCCACAAGCAGUAAACCACCACAAGGAGGAGCCCAAAAUUGUAACUCCACCUGUCAGUCAGUCAGUAAUUAAUGUACUCAAAACUCCAAAAUGUGCACUGAAGAUGGAUGAUUUUGAGUGUGUGACUCCUAAAUUAGAACAUUUUGGUAUCUCUGAAUAUACUAUGUGUUUAAAUGAAGAUUACACAAUGGGACUUAAAAAUAUAAAGAAUAAUAAAAGGGAGAAGACCACAGAAACAGAACACACAUCUAGUGAUAAACUUUUUGCCACUCCUGGUCCCAUAAUCCAGCAGCUGCAAAAAUGUGAUACCGAGUACACAAAAUCCCCCUUGGCGCCCACAUUCUGCACUCCUGGCUUGAAAAUUCCUGCUACAAAGAACAACACAGCUUUGGUAUCCACAAAUUUUCCAUUAUCAAAAACAAACAAGUCAUCAAAUGAUUUGGAAGUUACAGAUUGUACUUCAUUAGUUUUAAAUUCAGACCAGUGCUUUGAGAAUUUUGCAGAUCCCUCUUCUCCUACGAUUUCUUCUUAUGAGAAUCUGCUCAGAACACCUACACCUCCAGAAGUAACUACAAUUCCAGAAGAUAUUCUCCAGAUUUUAACAAAAUACAAUUCAAAGCUGGCUACUCCAGUAGCUGUUAAAGCAGUGCCAGCCAGGAAAGAGUUCCUCAAAUAUGAAGGACAGAACAUCCGGGAUAUUGGCAACAAAGAAAACUGGUGAAAAAAUUCUAGUGGAUCCAUCUAUUAUAAAAACUGUAAGGAAUCAGAAGAAGGCAUAACUGGACUUAUUCACGUUUCCCUAUGGCUUCCCCUUUUAAAAUCUAAUCCGGUGUAAUGAGCAACAUGGACACUGCUGUCGUAUCAUGCUUUUAAUGAAGUUUUGAUUCAGUUCAACCUCGAUCUUGUUGACAUGUAGCAUUGUAUCAUUGAUAACAAUUACCCUGCUUAAUCCAACAGAGCAGAGUGGUUUAAGUAAUAUUAGGAAGUAGGGCAAUAAUUUUAAAAAUUUGAAUGCUAUUGUUUGAUCUCUGAAUAAGGCCACCCACUUCUCAUGGCUAUGUAGUUACUGCCGUCUGUUAGCUCUGCCUUUCUCCUCUCAUGACAAUCCCAACGUCUUCUAUACCUCUUGCUUCACUGGUAUACUUUUAAGACUGUUGCUGGAUGCAGAUAACAGAAGCACAACUUCAACUAACUUAGGAAAAGAGGAGGAGUUCACAGGGGUAAAGUGCACUAUGACCCUUGAGGAGGAGGCGGGUCAGACAGUUGGAAGCAGGGCUCACAGCUCUCUAGCCGUGCACAUCUCCUCAGCUUUGCGCCCUGUGUCACAUUUCAUUCACUUUGGCUCCUUCCCCCAUGUGGCCGCUGACCUCCGAAGCUCCACUCUUCAGCUCAGCCACCCUGAGCAGCCCAAGCUUCAACUCCGUCCUAAGGUUCUGAUGACUCACCCUGGGCCAGAGGCCCUCGUGUGAACUCUCAGAUGCGGCCACAGAAGUCUCUAGGGUUGAUAGCUUCAGACUGUCCUGACCUGUCCAUUCAGCAUAAGAUGCCACCCACUUAAGUACAACUGGAAAGACGUUGUCCAAAUGCUAACAGUGCUGUUAGAGAACUUCUCAAAUAGGAAAAUAAGGACCUGGCCUCCUGUGAAAACUGGGUAAAAAUGUAAGAAACAACUGACAAAUAUCAGGGUGUGGUGCUUCAAAGGCGUAGUUUUGGGAACUCUGAUGAAACAAAGAUUAACCUCUUUUAUAAGACUGUGCCUUAGAGUCAAAUGGAGGACGUGUCACAGUGUGCUAUGCUAAUUUUGCGAGGUAACUGUCACCAAAACAAAACCUGGUUCAUUUCCUUGAUCUAGGAAUUACUGUGUAAUGCUAAGUGUAAUUGUUGUUAAAUAUAAUGUAAAAAUUAUUUUUGAGAGAUUUAAUCUCUCAAGGUAAAGGCCUAGUCAACAUUAUAUAUGCUGAUGACUCCAGAAUGUGUGUCAGCCUUGCUUCAGGACUUACCGUGUGUGUAUGUGCAUCUGGAGCUGGAGGGACUGCUGGGGGAAGGAGUGUUCACAGCGUACACAGGCUACAGGAGGGAGGGCACAGUCAUCUGGCAAGGGAGACUGAGAAGAGGCCAGUAAGGCAGGAAGACAGGCUUCAAGGAGAGAGAUUCUGUCAUCAUUGCUGAGAACUCUAGCAAACCCAGGACUCAGAACUACAUCUGCUGCAUCUGGCGAAGUUGAAAUUACUGAACACUGGUUAAUUUUGAUAAUGACAGAAGUCCUGGGAAGGAUAGAGAGAACAGAAGUGGGGGGGUAAAGACGAUGGCUUUGGACAACUCUGAUGGUUUUGCUGAAGAAGGAAGACAGCAGCUAGACAGGAGAUAGGGUACAAAAAGGUUUUGUUUUUUUUUAAGAUUUAUUUAUUUGACAGGCAGAGUUGGGGUGGGGGUGGGUAUCUUCCAUCCACUGGUUCAUUCCCCAGAUGGCCUCAGUGGCUGGAGCUGGGGCAAUAUGAAGCCCUGAGUUUCUUCCAGGUCUCCCAUGUGGAUGGCAGGGUCCCUGGGGCUUGGGUCAUCUUCCCCCAGGUGCAUUAGUAGGGAGCUGGAUCAGAAGUGGAGUGGCCAGGACUCGAACUGGGGUCCAUAUGGGAUGCUUUACGUGCUAUGCCACAGCACUGCCCCAGCAAAGAGGUUUUUAAAGAUGGACAAUAGAUGGAUACCUACUUCUGACUGUCCGUGAGGCCAUGACAUGGCCCCACAAAUUCAACUUUUCCAACUUCCCAACCCUUACCACCUUCCUCCUAUAAUCCUCGGGACUGUUGGGAUCUUUCUGGUAUUUUCCACAGCUCUUAAAAUGAAAUCCAAGGGUCAGGCAUUGUAGCACAGCAGGGGUAGGCUGCUACUUGGGAUGCCUGCACCCCAUAUUGAAGUGUUGAUUUUAGUCCUGGCUGCUCCACUUCCAUCCAGCUUCCUGUUAGUAUGCUUGUGAAGGCAGCAGAGUCCACAAAUACUUGGGUUCCUGCCACUGACAUUGGAAAGCCAGUGGAGUUCCUGGCUCCUAGCUUCAGCCUUGCCCAGCCCUGCUCUUAACAACAUUUGGGGAGAGAACCAGUGGAUGGAAGAUAGAUCUCUUUGUCUCUGCUCUCUGUCACUGCCUUUCAAAUAAAUCUUAAAAAAAAAAAAAAAUCCGGCUGGUGCCGCGGCUCAAUAGACUAAUCCUCCACCUAACGGCGCCGGCACACCAGGUUCUAGUCCCGGUCAGGGCGCCGGAUUCUGUCCCAGUUGCCCCUCUUCCAGGCCAGCUCUCUGCUGUGGCCGGGGAGUGCAGUGGAGGAUGGCCCAAGUGCUUGGGCCCUGCACCCCAUGGGAGACCAGGAGAAGCACCUGGCUCCUGGCUUCAGAUCAGCGCGGUGCGCUGGCCGCAGCGGCCAUUGGAGGGUGAACCAAUGGCAAAGGAAGACCUUUCUUUCUGUCUCUCUGUCCACUCUGCCUGUCAAAAAAAUCCAAGACCCUUAGCACAGCCUACAUGAACCUGCAUGAUUGGACCACAGCUGCUGACACUAUUCACACACACCCUUCCCUUUCUUCCCUUCCUCAGAGCCUCAAAUGUCCUGCCCCACUCUACCUAGAAUACUUUUUCCUGCCCCCUCUGCUUUGCUAGAUCCCUCUCCUGCUUAAGCAGUGGACACCCACUAUUGCCCUUAACACAUAGCUCUCCUCCAGGAUCAACCUAAGCACCAUCCCAGCCCCCUGCCCACACCAGGCACAGCUGUGACUGCAGCCAGUCAGUGAGACCCAAUUCUGGGACCUUGGGGAAAAGAGCAGCAUGCUUCUUUCCCAGAGAUGCAGAAAGACCCUUAGCACUGCUGGUCUCCAUCUUACCGCCAUGAAGGGACAGCCUGCCCAAGGAAGCCCACUUAGUCUGAGGGGUGACUGCGGUUUAGUGCGGUGAGCAGCUGAGCCUCCUUGUGGUUAAGCUAUCUGGAAUUUUCUGGUUAUUUCAAACUUUAAAGGGUCACAUGUCAUUUUAUCCAAGACUUAAUUUUUAGCCUAAAAGAGGUCCUUCUAGUUCUCAGUGCCCUAUUCUCAUUCAUCAUAGUAUCUGCACCUGUAAUGAAAUUAUUAUGGUAUGCAUUUAUUGAGCAAGGUUUUUAUUUCCUUGUAUUCAUUACUCUGGUACCACACAAGUUAAAAUAUUUAUUGAUGGAAUUAAUGGUAACAUCAAGCAGUUACUAUGCCAGGCAUGGUUCUAAAUGCUUUGUGUUUAUUCAUCUUUUUAAUCUUACAUUUAGUGGUAUCCACAUUCCAAUGAGAAAAUUAAGGCUGUUAACAAUUGACUUUCCCCUCCCAUGUCCCGUUGCCCACCCAAGUCUUGUUGGUUUGUCAAGCCCAACUGAUGUCUCUGAUAUCUCUGGCAUAUCCCCUCCCCUACAUCCUCUGCCAAUACCCUGAUUCUCACCUAGAUUAUUGUGAUAAAAUCCGACGUUUCUAUCUGCCAGCUCAGUACAUAAGAAAUGCUCCACUGAUCCCAAGUUCUGUCAUUCCCUCUUUUGCUCUUGCUGUAAACUUUAUCUGGAGUACAAAUUCCACUACUUUAAAAGCUGGACAUGGAGCUGACACUGGGGCAUAGUGGGCUAAGCUUCCACCUGCAGUGCCAGAAUCCCUUAUGAAUGCUGGUUCCAGUCCCGGCUGCUCUUCUGAUCCAGCUCUGUGCUGUGGCCUGGGAAAGCAGUCAAGAUGGCCCAAGUGCUUGAGUCCCUGCCCCUGCGUGGGAGACCUGAGAGAAGCUCCUGGCUCCUGGCUUCGGAUGGGCUCAGCUGUAGUCAUUGAGGCCAUCUGGGGAGUGAACCAGCAGGUGGAAGACCUCUCUCUCUCCCUCUGUAACUCUGCCUCUCAAAUAA
Lepus europaeus (European hare) is the source of this 5502-nucleotide messenger RNA. RefSeq names its product spindle and kinetochore associated complex subunit 3 (gene SKA3). The record is from RefSeq and is a predicted model, not a curated record. NCBI's taxonomy places the organism in Eukaryota, Metazoa, Chordata, Mammalia, Lagomorpha, Leporidae. Gene Ontology annotation, cellular component: outer kinetochore; spindle microtubule. Gene Ontology annotation, biological process: mitotic cell cycle; chromosome segregation. The transcript has 9 exons. Bases 102 to 1340 code for a protein of 412 amino acids.